Molecule: messenger RNA, 675 nt
Organism: Penicillium angulare
Lineage: Eukaryota; Fungi; Ascomycota; Eurotiomycetes; Eurotiales; Aspergillaceae
Product: putative fructosamine-3-kinase
Exons: 1
Coding region: 1-675 (224 amino acids)
Source: RefSeq, a predicted model, not a curated record
AUGCAUACAGCAUGUCCAUCUGUAACUCCAACUCCUCUCGCUCAUGGGAAUCUUACCUCAUCCAUUGGAUGCUUCUUGGUAACAGAAUUCCUUGACCGCGACAACACCGGAAAGCCCAGCACUGGCUUGAGUCUAGCACAGAAGCUGGCCCAGCUACACGCCACGCCAGCCUCGAUCCCCGAAGGCUACGCUAGUCCAGUUUUCGGCUUCCCGGCCGUCACGUACUGCGGACCUACCCCCCAGUCGAAGAAAUACUCUACCUCAUGGCACGACUUUUUCGUCGAAUACCGCAUGCGAACUAUUCUGCAUGAGUGCGAAGUGAAACAGGGACUUGACCAUGAGCUACGUUACUGGGUGGAGAAGACUAUCGCUGGGCCGAUCCAUCACUUGCUUGCGGACGGCCACCUGGGUGGCUCCAGUGGAAUUACGCCGGUUACGGUGCACGGAAAUCUUUGGAACGGUAACAAGAUGCGUGGAACGAUCUGGGGGACCGAAGAGGUGGGGGACGUGGUAUUCGAUCCUUCUUCAAGCUGGUGCCACAGCGAGUUUGAGAUGGGUAUUUUGACAUUAUUUGGAGGCUUUAGUGCAGGAUUCUUCCAAGAGUAUCACCGCCUGUUGCCAAAGACGUCUCCUGCACAUGAGUAUGAAGACCGAGUUGGCUUGUAUCAGCUGUAA